Molecule: messenger RNA, 2635 nt
Organism: Archocentrus centrarchus (flier cichlid)
Lineage: Eukaryota; Metazoa; Chordata; Actinopteri; Cichliformes; Cichlidae
Gene: gnl2
Product: G protein nucleolar 2
Exons: 16
Coding region: 158-2356 (732 amino acids)
Cellular component (GO): nucleolus
Molecular function (GO): GTP binding
Source: RefSeq, a predicted model, not a curated record
AUGAUGUCCUUCCUGUUCACCCUAAGAACACGUGUAGGGUGUACAUUUCCGAGCUGAGGGGAAUAACAGCAUCAAAACAUCAUCGUUCAGACACCUUCGUGUGGUCUCCGAGUAUUUUUUUUUGUCCGUGAAAGGCUUUACCGGCUGGGUGUCAAACAUGGUGAAGCCACGAUACAAGGGGAAAAGUUCGGUGAACCCCUCGACGUCCAGCAGCAACCCCGAUCGAGCCAAAGGUGCUGGUGGAAACAACAUGAGGGACCGAGCAACUAUCAAGCGCCUGAAUAUGUACAGGCAAAAACAAAGAUGUGAUAAGCGUGGAAAAGUCGUCAAACCUUUACAGUACCAGUCCACAGUAACUCCAGGAACUGUAGCCAGAGUUGAACCUAACAUCAAAUGGUUUGCAAAUACCCGUGUCAUCAAGCAGUCUUCCCUCCAGAAGUUCCAAGAGGAGAUGGAAGCAGUGAAAAAAGAUCCAUAUCGUGUGGUGAUGAGACAAAGCAAAUUACCCAUGUCCCUUUUGCAUGAUAAAGUCAAAGCCCACAACUCAAAGGUGCACAUUCUAGACACAGAGGGUUUCGAGAUCACUUUUGGACCGAAGGCUCAAAGAAAGAAACCCAGUCUCCUUGUGGAGGAUGUCAAGGAUCUUGUAGAGCAAGCUGAGGCCUCAGCCCUGAGUUACAAUGCAGAAAAUGACAGAGACCUGGUUACUGAGGACACGGGGGUCCGGGAGGAAGCUCGUGAGGAGAUUUUCAAAAAGGGUCAGUCCAAGAGAAUCUGGGGAGAACUUUACAAGGUGAUUGACUCAUCUGAUGUCAUCAUCCAAGUACUGGAUGCUCGAGAUCCUAUGGGCACACGCUCCAAGAGCAUAGAGGCAUAUCUAAAGAAAGAGAAACCCUGGAAACAUCUGAUCUUUGUUCUAAACAAGUGUGACCUUGUCCCAACCUGGGUCACGAAACGUUGGGUAGCUGUUUUGUCCCAAGAAUAUCCCACUUUGGCUUUCCAUGCCAGCCUCACCAACUCGUUUGGGAAGGGCUCCCUCAUCCAGCUGCUCAGGCAGUUUGGCAAGCUCCACACAGACAAGAAACAAAUAAGCGUGGGUUUCAUUGGCUAUCCAAAUGUUGGAAAAAGCUCAGUCAUCAACACUCUGCGGUCAAAGAAGGUUUGCAACGUUGCACCUCUCGCUGGAGAAACAAAGGUGUGGCAGUACAUCACUUUGAUGAGGCGCAUCUUCCUCAUUGACUGCCCUGGUGUUGUCUACCCUUCAGAAGACAGUGAAUCUGAUAUUGUUUUGAAAGGAGUAGUUCAAGUGGAAAAGAUCAAGAACCCAGAGGAGCACAUUGGUGCGGUGCUGGAACGGGCCAAACCAGAAUACGUUCAGAAGACCUACCGCAUCCCUACCUGGAACUCUACUGAGGACUUUCUCGAGAAACUGGCGUUCCGCACUGGGAAACUUUUAAAGGGGGGUGAGCCAGAUCUCGCCACAGUCUCUAAAAUGGUGUUGAAUGACUGGCAGAGAGGACGCAUCCCCUUCUUUGUGAAACCUCCUGGGCCCGAGGGAGAUCAAGAGGAUGAGAAGCCAUUGCCAGUUGCAGGACCGUCAGAGGUAGCAGAGCAUGUGCAGAAGGAACAGCCAGACAAUCCAGACGCCAUCUCGGAGGAACAUGAGGAACAACAGCAGAGACAGAAGGAGCAGGUCCAGAAGAUUCUGGCUAAUGUUCGACAAAACUUUGGCAAAAUCAGUGUGGUUCCUGAGUUCAGCGAGGAAGACUUAGUUCCCGUAGACAUGCCUGAUUUGGGCAUGUCUGACUUUUCCGGAUCUGAUAGUGAGGAAGACGAGGACAAAGAGGAAGAUGAAGGCAAAGAGGAAGAUGGGACCAGUGUUGAACCGGCUGAUGGAGAGACUGACAUCUCUGAACCCACAGCCUCUCAAACUGAAAAGGCAAAUGGCAACAAGAGUUCACGUGAGGUCAUACGUGAGCUGGAUGCGAAAAUCGCCAAGUACAAGCAGUUUCUGGACCGAGCCAAAUCCAGUCGCUUCUCUGCAAUCCGGAUACCUAAGGCGCUUUCUGACAAAGUGUUCACAGACACCAAGACUAAACAAUCAGCAGCGGCUAAGCAACCACAGAAGAAAGCUCCAAACCAGAGGGGUAAGAAGAGGAAAGCUGAGGAGAAAGAGGAGCCAGCCCGGCCGAUCCGACUCACAUCUAAACAGAGAAGAGCAUUGGACCGUACUCAGAAGACGAAGAAAGUUGGCGUACGUUAUUAUGAAACUCACAAUGUGAAAAACAAGAAUAAGAACAAAAAAGUCCCAGGAUCAGCCACAAAAAGUCAAAAUGCCAAGAGAUCAAAGCACUAGACUGAAGUUUAAUUUAAAAACACACACACACAAAACAUGUAAUAAAUCUGUAUUUAAAAUGACAAUUUUUAUGGGAAAAAAGUUUGGCAGAAGGUGGAAAGCUAACUGGGGAUUCUGUGGUUUUUAUCAAGUUGUCGCUCACCCUUCAGUGCAGAACUGUAUUUGAAUGACAUUUCAUUCAUCAUUUACAAGUGUACUGCGCUCUUGACGUUCAAGAGACAUACAGUAGUUGUUUGAAGUAUACUUGUUAUACCAGAGCAAUAAAGCAUUUGUAAAUUA